This is a messenger RNA of Acaulospora morrowiae, 1557 nucleotides long. The record is from the annotation of a GenBank genome assembly. Lineage: Eukaryota; Fungi; Glomeromycota; Glomeromycetes; Diversisporales; Acaulosporaceae.
AUGAUAAACACGUAUUCCACCCUUUCAACACCAUCCUCUUCACGAAAUCCAUCACUGCUAUCACUCACAUCACCUCAAAUCACUCAAACGUCUUUUUUCACAUCAUCAUCGUUCACUAAUGUUUUGUCAAACUCUUUCGUUCGUAAACCGUCAAGAUUAAAUCCUGACAGUAACUAUGUUACGAAGGAUUUGGACGGAAUAUCGAAAUCAUAUUUGGAAAUCAAAUUGGUCGAACCAGUCAUAUUUUUUCGUGGUAAAGCGGAAGAGUCCGUCGGGUGUGUUCUGAGAGGUGAUUUGAUGGUACACUUAUCAAAACCGACGAGAAUUCGAAAGUUGGAAAUGAAAUUUGUCGGCAAAACGAAAACUCAUUGGAAAGAUCGAAAAACUCUUUUGGAAGAACGAGAAUUAAUUUCUCACACGUGGAAAUUUUUAACCAUCACCAACGAAGAAAUCGUCGAAGAAUCCAUCGAUGAUCGAGAAUCGAUGGAGGCAGAAAAUUUGAAGGCACGAUUCAAAUUUUUGACACCGAAUUUCCGGAGAGGCGUCAGUAAAAAUGGGGAUCGCAAGAAUAGUCACGUAACCGAAAAACUACCAGCUGGAAUACACACCUAUCCUUUCGAACUGUUUUUACCAGGUAAUCUACCCGAGACUGUAAACACCGAAUUGGGCAAUGUAUCUUAUUACUUGCACGCGAAGGCAACGAGGUCAAGAUUUAAACCAAACAUUAUACUGCACCAACCGAUUGAAAUUCUGCGAACCAUACCUGACCAUGUUAAUACACAGGGCAUAGCGUUUUCCAGGGAAUUCAAUGACAUGUUGUCGUAUGAGAUCAGCAUACCCAAGAAAGGAUACCCGAUUGGACAAACCAUUCCUAUAGAAAUGAAGAUUUGUCCGUACGUAAAAAGGCUUCGGGUGAUCAGUGUAAAGGUGGAACUAGUGGAGAAGACCACUUACACCUCGCACGAACAAAAGGUCACCGACUCAAAAGUAGGCACUACCAAGACAUUGUUCAAAUUCGGAGAGGAGAGGUUGAUCGAGGACCACGAGGAAGGCGACGUUGGCAAUGUCGUCUAUUCCCAAGUCAUGCACAUGGAAGUUCCAAAAUGUGCUUCGCCUAUCCAUUACUCCUGUGCCACGCCUCUGAUCAGCGUGGCACAUGACCUGAAAUUUACCUUUUCGCUAACGUUACCGGAUAUCCCUUCGAAUAAGGCGGAACUUAAGAUCUGUGUACCUAUCACUAUUCUGUCAUGUAAGGCCCUAGAGGAUUACGUAGGAUUACCUAGCUAUGAGGACUCUAGUUCUUAUUGUCCAUGUGAUCCGGAAUAUAUGAGAAUGGCGAGAUUGGUGCUGGGUGAGGAUGCCAAGGAGAUAUUGAAAAAUGGAAGUUGUAAAUUUUUUACAGCUUGCAACAAAAAUUCGAGGAGUGAUGUGCAUGAGCAGUCCGAUAAUUAUUUAACGGUGCCUGGAAAUCAUUACGCCAAACAUUUACGAAAUCAUCAUCAAUCACCUCCAAGUUAUGAGGCUUCGAUAGCCGAGAGUUUUGAUUCCAGAUAUUAA